This is a messenger RNA of Symbiodinium natans, 285 nucleotides long. The record is from the annotation of a GenBank genome assembly. NCBI's taxonomy places the organism in Eukaryota, Dinophyceae, Suessiales, Symbiodiniaceae.
AUGCCCUCUGAUCUGCCGGCGGUGGCAGAGUACCUGGCGGACUGCGUGGAGGGCGACCACGCCCACGUCAAGCUCAAGGCGCUCUUCGUCAUCAAGACGCUGGCCUACCGCAUCCCCCCGUUUCAGCAGGCCAUGCAGGAGCACCUGAGGUGCGUGCAAGACGCUUCGGUCUUCACAGGGCCCCCAUCUCCCAUGUUCGGCGACGAGCCCUACCGCCUUGUCCGCGAGGCGGCCGACGGCGCGCUGGAGGCGCUGUCCGGCAACGAGUUCUACCACGAAGAGUAG